This is a messenger RNA of Ahaetulla prasina, 2258 nucleotides long. RefSeq names its product homeobox D8 (gene HOXD8). The record is from RefSeq and is a predicted model, not a curated record. The transcript is spliced from 2 exons. Lineage: Eukaryota; Metazoa; Chordata; Lepidosauria; Squamata; Colubridae. Gene Ontology annotation, cellular component: nucleus. Gene Ontology annotation, biological process: regulation of transcription by RNA polymerase II. Bases 722 to 1594 code for a protein of 290 amino acids. Gene Ontology annotation, molecular function: RNA polymerase II transcription regulatory region sequence-specific DNA binding; DNA-binding transcription factor activity, RNA polymerase II-specific.
AAGUCCUAAGGGCCUUCUCCACUCCAUCGCUUCUCCUCCUCCUCCUCCCCCGCCGGAGAUCCUCGCUCUGCCUUCCCCUCCAGCCCCUCCAGCGCUCUGCUUUAUCUGCCCUUGAUCGCUCUCCGCUCGCGCUUUUUGCGCUCAGGCCUCGCAGCGUGGAGAACCCGGCGCUUAACACAGGGCGGGCUGCGGUGGGGUAGGGUGGGGUGGGGGCAGAGCGUAGAGGCUGCUUGCCAGGGGCAUCGAGGGGGCUACUUUAGGAAGGAGGGCAGGCGGGCUCGGAUCCCGGUUCUUUCCUUCCCACCCACCCCACUUGCACACUCCAUACUGAGUUUGGGACUUGGUUUUGGCCUCCGGAGGUUGAGCGCCCCAAGCCAAGCCAAGCCGUUCUUCUGCCUUGCCCUGAACUCUGGCCCUUGUGAGUGAGUGAGUGUGUGGCGGCGGGACGGCUGGGUGGUGUGUGCCUAAUAGGAAAUAGUCAAAGCAGUGAGGCAGGUCAGUCGGCCAGCGAUUAAGGGCCGGCUCUGCUCCACGCCGCUAGCUCGUCCGGAAAGGCAGCCCGCCGGAGCAGCCUGGCCGAGCAGCUGGGUUAUCGGGGUGGCGGCUGCGCAGGCCUCGGUUGGUGGUGGCGGCGGCGGGCACUGCUGCUGCUCUUCUUGACUUGCUGCUGCUGCUGCUGCUGUUGCGGCUGGCGGCGCCUCCGCUCGCCCCCCGCCCUCCGAUGAGCUCCUACUUUGUCAAUCCGCUGUACUCCAAGUACAAGGCGGCGGCGGGAGGGGGCGAGCCGCCCAUCAAUCCCGCUUACUACGACUGUCACUUUGCGCCCGCCGCCGCCGCCGCCGCCGCCUUGCUCUACGGGAACAGCGCAGCAGCAGCCGCGGCCGCCGCCGCUGCAGCCGCGGCCGCCGCUUCAGGCUACCCCGCUGCGCCGCCGGCUCCUGGGCCCGGCCCGGCCGUCAGCAGCGCGGAUUAUUUCCACCCUUCUCCCCUGGCCCCUCUUCCUCCUCCUCCCCACUCGCAGCAGCAGCAGCACCUGGCCGGGGGCAGCCCCUCGCCUUACCAGCCUCCCCCGCCUCCUUUGCAAGCCCCCUGCUCCGGCCUGCCUUGCUCAGCGGAGCCGACCAAGUUUUACGGAUACGAUAACUUACAGCGACCGACGAUUUUUACGACACACCAAGAGGCCGAGCUGCUUCAGUAUCCCGACUGUAAAUCGUCCUGUGCUAAUAUUGGCGAGGAACCAAGGCCCUUAAAUCAGAGCGCGUCUCCUUCUCCAGUGUUUCCCUGGAUGAGACCACAAGCAGCUCCUGGGAGGCGGAGAGGGAGGCAAACCUACAGCCGUUUCCAGACUUUAGAGCUGGAAAAGGAGUUCCUGUUUAACCCCUACCUGACCAGGAAGAGAAGGAUCGAGGUCUCCCACGCGCUAGGACUGACCGAACGGCAGGUCAAGAUCUGGUUCCAGAACCGGAGGAUGAAAUGGAAAAAAGAGAACAACAAGGACAAGUUCCCUGCCACUCGGCAAGAGGGGAAGGAAGGAGAGGUCAAAAGGGAAUCCGACAGAGACCUCGAAGGACAAGCCUCGGUCCCGGCAAAUUAAACUCUUCCUCCUCCUCCUGCUGCUGCUGGGAACCUUGGCCAAAGACUUUGGGGCAUCAACGGAUAGAGGGGCCAGGUGCUUGUCUUGGUCUCUGCCAAGUCCAUCAUGAUUGGGACUAAUCUCAAGACACCUUUUGUUGUCUUUGAAACUACCUUCUGACAUUUCUGGGCUAGAUGAGAGUUAGGCUUUUGUUAUUGCACUGGGCGCCUUCUUAGUUUGAUUCCCUUACGCUGCUGCACUUUCUACAUUUUUUAUUGUCCUUCCUUCCUUCCUUCCUUCCUUCCUUCCUUCCUUCCUUCCUUCCUUCCUUCCUUCCUUCCUUCUCCAACCCACCCCCCCAUUACCCCUUGGCCUUUGAUACUAAAAAAGGUAGCAGUUUUUUACCUACAGAUUUUUACUGGGGAUUUUUAUGUUUUCCUCCAAGGACAGAAUGUCAGGUCUCUCUUAUUAUACUUUAAGAACCAAACCAGCUAAGUGCACUUCUUUCGAUCCGCUUUAAAUUCUUCAGUCCCCCCCCUUCUUUCUCCUAAACUAAGUUAAUUAAGAAAGGAAAUAAUUGUGGGCCGAUGAGGGAUGCAAGGAAAUAUUUUAAUUUUAAACACUGAUUUUUUUUUCUCAUUCUCGAUAAUUAAAAUAAUAAUAAAAAAAUCCGACGUGUUAUUUA